Mixia osmundae IAM 14324 is the source of this 5104-nucleotide messenger RNA. RefSeq lists its product as uncharacterized. The transcript is spliced from 11 exons. Gene Ontology annotation, molecular function: actin filament binding; microfilament motor activity; ATP binding. The record is from RefSeq and is a predicted model, not a curated record. Lineage: Eukaryota; Fungi; Basidiomycota; Mixiomycetes; Mixiales; Mixiaceae. Gene Ontology annotation, cellular component: actin cytoskeleton; cytoplasm; vesicle. Gene Ontology annotation, biological process: vesicle transport along actin filament; actin filament organization. The coding region runs from base 237 to 5024 and encodes 1595 amino acids.
ACGCUUGGUGCCUAGCGAUAUCACUGCUCGCGCUACAGGCGCCGAUGUCCAGCUCCGUAGACUAGCAUCAUCUUUGUAGCCUUCGAAGCACCUGCGACCAGUCAGGUAGCAGGCUCAUACCUAACAACGAACGCACGGGCUCGUUGCUGUCAAACCGCCAUCACCGCGACAGCCUCGCGUCACAAGGCGACAGUCAGUCCAGCUGUACAUCUACGCAUCAGACAUAACCAGUCAUCAUGUCCAACUCGCCUCUGGACCUCUACGCCAAGGGCACUCGUGCCUGGUUUGAGGACACCAAGGAGGGCUGGAUUGGAGCAGAACUCGUCGAGAAAGAUGUCCAACAGCCGUCAAAGGUCGGCGUCAGCGGCCAGGGCUCAGUCAAACUGGUUUUCAAGGACGCCAAUGGCAAGGCUCAUGUGCUCGAGACAACGCUCGAUGACCUGCUCAAGACGAAUUGGGCAAAGCUGCCGCCCUUGCGCAAUCCUCCACUGCUCGAGCAGACCGAAGACCUUACCAACUUGAGCUAUCUCAACGAGCCAGGGGUGCUACAUGCGAUCAGGACUCGCUAUCAGUUUCAGCAGAUCUAUACCUACUCUGGUAUUGUCCUAGUCGCCGUCAACCCGUUUACGGCAGUAUCGAUGUAUUCGGACGAGUACGUACAACUGUAUGCAGGCAAGAAGAAAGGCGAACUCGAUCCGCAUCUUUUUGCCAUUGCCGAGGAUGCGUACCGGUGUAUGAUCAGGCAAAAGCAGAACCAGACCAUCAUUGUCAGCGGCGAAAGUGGUGCAGGCAAGACAGUGUCUGCCAAGUACAUCAUGCGCUACUUUGCCACCGUUGAAGAUCCCGAACAACCCAGCAGUAGGCGAAAGAACUCUUCCAAAGACGGCAUGACAGAUGUCGAGAGACAGAUUUUGGCGACCAACCCCAUCAUGGAAGCGUUCGGUAACGCAAAGACGACACGCAAUGACAACUCCUCUCGCUUCGGCAAGUAUAUUGAGAUCCUCUUCGAUAACAAACAGAACAUCGUUGGCGCAAAGAUCAGAACAUACUUGCUCGAGCGCUCGCGACUCGUCUAUCAGCCAGCGACCGAGCGCAAUUAUCACGUCUUCUAUCAGCUGUUGGCCGGCGCGAGCUCCUCAGAUAGAGCGGCGCUCUCCCUCGAUCACCCUUCAAAGUUUGCUUACACGAACGGCGGAGGAGCUGGCUCAGAAAUCAUCACCGGCGUGGACGAUGCAGCUGAUUUCGCCGCGACACAAGCAGCACUCAGCACAGUCGGCAUCUCUUCAGAGCAGCAAUGGAUGAUCUUCAAAGUCCUCGCCGGUUUGCUCCAUCUAGGCAACGUCAAGAUCACUCAAGUUCGAAAUGAUGCUGUAUUGGCAGAUGAUGACCCUUCUUUACUACUGGCCUGCAAGUUGCUCGGUAUUGAAGCAGGCGAGUUCCGCAAGUGGAUCACGAAGAAGCAGAUCGUUACGCGAAGCGAGAAAAUUGUCACCUCGCAUACCGCUGCCCAAGCAUCUGCAAUACGAGACUCGGUCGCAAAGUACAUCUAUUCCAGUCUCUUUGAUUGGCUUGUCGGCGUCAUCAAUGACAGUCUUGCAAAGCCGGAUGCAUUGAAGCAAGUCGCCAACUCGAUCGGCGUACUCGAUAUCUAUGGCUUUGAGCAUUUCGAUAAGAACUCGUUUGAACAGCUCAUGAUCAACUAUGCCAAUGAGCGACUGCAGUACAAUUUCAAUGCGCACGUCUUCAAGCUCGAACAGGACGAAUAUGUCGCCGAGCAGAUCAAUUGGAAGUUCAUCGACUUUGCCGACAAUCAGCCCUGUAUCGACAUGAUCGAGGGCAAGCUUGGCAUCAUGUCGCUGCUUGACGAAGAGUCCCGGUUGCCGGCCGGUACAGACUCAUCCUUCGUACAGAAGCUCUACAGCCAGCUCGGUAAGCCAGAAUACACCAAGGUCUUCAAGAAGCCUCGAUUCGGCAACAGUGCCUUCACGGUCAAGCAUUAUGCGCUCGAUGUCGAAUACGAAGCCGAGAGCUUCUUGGAGAAGAAUCGCGAUACCGUUCCUGAUGAGCAGCUCAAUGUGCUGUCGCAAACGACCAACGAGUUCUUGAAGGAUGUCUUCGACCGUGCGGCGACGGUUGCACUGGCAUCGAAGCCCGAAGCUACCAGCGCCGUUGUCCCGAAACGCGGCGGUGCAGUCAAGAAGCCGACACUGGGCUCGAUUUUCAAGCUGUCCCUCAUUGAGCUUAUGAAGACCAUCGAUGCUACGAAUGCGCACUACAUCCGAUGCAUCAAGCCAAACGAACCCAAGAUUGCAUGGGAGUUCGAGCCGAACAUGGUUUUGGGCCAGCUACGUGCUUGUGGUGUGCUCGAGACAAUUCGCAUAAGCUGCGCUGGCUACCCUACCAGGUGGACCUUUGCCGAGUUCGCAGAGCGAUACUAUAUGCUCUGCGGAUCAGAGCAUUGGGGACCCGAUAUUUCGGGCUUGUGCGAUAUCAUUCUUCGUGGCACGAUUCAAGAUCACGAUAAGUACCAAGUCGGCAAAACUAAGAUCUUCUUCCGCGCCGGCAUGCUCGGCUACCUGGAGAAGCUGCGCGGCGACCGGCUCAACUACCUAGCGACGCUACUACAGAAGAACCUGCGAAGGCACAUUGCAGUCAAGAAAUACAAGUCCAUGCGCGUCGCGACUAUCGGCAUUCAGGCAACAUGGCGUGGCAUCCUUGCGAGGCGGGAGCUACAGCGACAACGACAGGAAGCUGCCGCCAUCGCGAUUCAGCGCUACACUCGAGGAUAUGUGCAGCGCAAUGCCUACCUCAAGACGCGCACAGCUGUCACUCGGAUUCAGGCUCUCGUGCGUGGGCGCACUGUGCGUGCCAAAUUCGCUAGCACCAAAACGGAUCAGGCUGCAACGCUGCUGCAAAGUUUGCUGCGAGGCAGGAUUGCCCGUGCUCGGUUCCUGCACGAAAGACGCCUCGUCAUCUUACUACAAAGCUGCACACGUCGACGCGCCGCGAGGAAAGAACUGCUCGGUCUUAAGCAAGAAGCCAAAUCGGUCUCGCACUUCAAAGAAGUCUCGUACAAGCUCGAGAACAAAGUGGUCGAGCUCACGCAGACAUUGCAAAAGCGGACUGCCGAGAACAAGUCGCUGCAGGUCCGCGUGCGAGACCUCGAGACAUCCAUUGCAAGCUGGACGAGCAAGCAUUCCGAAGUCGAGACGGAGGCUCGCGCUCUGCGGGCGCAGGCAGCAGUACCCAGCAUUCCGCAAUCUGUCUUUGAGACCUUGCGCGCUGAAAAGGCAGAACUCGACGAGCAGAUGCGCGUCUCUACUGCUACUUUGGCGAAGAAAGACUCGCAAAUCACCGCGCUCGCUCAGCAAUGCGAAGCACUGAAUGCAGACCUUGCGUCAAAGCAAAAAGCGCUCGGCGCGUACAUGGAACGCAACGGCUCGGACGAGACCUCGACCAUUGCAACUCUUCGCACAGAGCUGGCUGUCUUGCGCGAGCAACUCUCACGCACAGUUAACAACACGAAAGGCAGACCAGAUGCACCUCCUGUAUUCGCACCUUCUACUGGUAAGUUGAACGGCGGCUAUGAUCAUGGCAUGACGAACGGCACGGGCGCCACUCCACCGCGACCGAAUCGUGGGCGUCGCAAUAGCAUGGCACGCAACAUGGGCACGGAAGACAUCGCUACGAAUGGUAUGCACUACGACGAUGCGCCGAGAGGCGUCCAGGCGAGCUACGAUCAGCUCAAUGGACAAGUCGCUCGGUCGCCGAGACAUCAAUACAUACAAGAGCCGGAGCCAGAGCCAGAAGAAUUGGCAGAAGAGAUGAUGGCGCUACUCGAGGAAGAAGAACCGCUAGAUGAAGACAUCUUGAUCGGCAUCAUCCGUUCACUCAAGAUCCCACCUCCUUCGUCUAAUAACCCGCCACAGCCAAAAGAAGUUUUGUUCCCAGCACAUCUCAUCAGCUUGGUAACGAACGAAAUGUGGAAGUACGGUCUGAUGUCGGAGAGCGAACGCUUCCUGGCAAACGUCAUGCAAACAGUACAACAACACGUCAUGUCAUUCCACGGCGAAGAUGCGAUCAUACCUGGCACUUUCUGGCUUUCCAACAUUCAUGAAGUUCUGUCGUUCGUUUGUAUCGCAGAAGGCGACAUCCUGCAGGGCAUUGGGCCUGGAGCCGAAGGAGCAGGAAGAGAUUUUGAAUGGGAAAACUACGAGCGAUUGGUGCGAUUAGUCAAGCACGAUCUCGACAGUCUCGAGUACAACAUCUAUCAUACUUUCAUGCAAGAGACGAAGAAGAAACUGAAUAGGAUGAUCAUACCGGCUCUCGUCGAAUCGCAAUCUUUGCCUGGCUUCGUCUCGAACGAUUCAGGCAGCGGACGCUUCUUCAACAGGAUCGUCGGCGCAAGCACUCAGCCUACGCACAGCAUGGACGACAUACUCAAUUUGUUGAACUUGGUCUGGAAAUCACUCAAGAGCUUCUACAUCGAGCACAGCGUCGUACAGCAAGUGGUCACUGAGCUGCUCAAGCUCAUCGGCGUCACGAGCUUCAACGACCUACUCAUGCGACGUAACUUCUGCUCUUGGAAGCGGGCCAUGCAAAUUCAGUACAAUAUCACGCGGCUCGAAGAGUGGUGUAAAGCUCACGACAUGCCCGAAGGCACGCUUCAGCUGGAACAUCUCAUGCAGGCGACGAAGCUCUUGCAGCUCAAGAAAGGGUCGCGUGAUGACAUCGAGAUCAUCUACGAUGUCUGCUGGUUCCUCACGCCAACACAGAUCCAGAAGCUCAUCUCCCAUUACCAUGUGGCGGACUACGAGGCUCCCAUUGCGCCAGAGAUACUGCAAGCAGUUGCAGCGCGAGUGGUACCUGGUGACAAGAACGAUCAUCUGCUGUUGCCGCCAGAGGUCGAAGAAGCUGGCCCAUACGAUGUACCCUUGCCGCGCGAGAUCACGGGCAUCGAGACUUACAUCCCGUCGUUCUUGCCGCUUCCGAGAAUCCGCGAGAUCGUCCGUUUGCUCACUUAGCAUACCCCCGCAGUCUAGACGUUCGUGUACGAUUGCAAUGUACACAUCAUGACUCGCGAACCGAGAGAUUGUUGCUAAUC